GGAAGGGUGUGAGUGUUGAGUGGUUUCCUCUACUAUCUGAUGAUCUGAAACGGGAGUAGGAGAGUGAGGGGUGAGAAAGGCGUUUUCUCACUGGGUUUUUGUGGUAGACAAGAGAAGCCUACACAAAUGGUGAUGUGAAUGACAAAUGCCAAUGUACCAGGCUUUUUCGUGAGAGGGUGAAGUGCUUCACGUUGCUAUUUUGAAGAAGAAAAAAAAAAGAUCACACACCACUCGACCGACCAGCGCUGCAUCGCACACAACCGGAGAUAUGGUCAACAGCUCAACCGACAGUGGCUUGAAGGACCCACAUCUAACCACCAGCUCUCACUUCUCUCCUGCUGUCUUUCUCUCUUCCACAGCCAGGAUGUUAAGAUGCUCAUCCACUGCCUCCUCCCCUACCCUGCUCUGUCUAACCCUCUGGCCCCUGUGGAGCCUCCUGAUGCCUGCCUUCUGCCACCCUCACCACAGCCCCUGCAGACUGACCCAAAAGACUGCUCUCUGUAGCAACAGUGAGCUCUCAUCUGUACCUGGGGGCCUACCUGACAGCAUAGAGGACCUCCACCUGAACCACAACCACAUUCAGACCCUACAAGAUGACGCCCUCUCCCGCUACGUCUCCCUUCGUACUCUAAGCUGUGCAGACAACCGCUUGGAGACGGCAGGGUCCAAGCUCUUUCACAACUCACCUCAUCUAGAGAGCCUUAAUUUAGCUGCCAAUAACCUUCACGUUGGAUACCAGCAAACUAGCCUGGCGCUGCUCACCUUGUCUAGACUCAGAGUUCUGGAUCUGUCAGAAAACCAGCUUACAGAGGACAUGGUCUCCGUCCUCCUCCAGAACAUGACGUCCCUGGAGUACCUCAACCUUUCCAGGAACCUCCUGCUGAGGCUGGACGAAAGCUCCUUCAGCGACCUCCACCAGCUCAGAGAGCUGGACUUGCAGAGGAACAUGCUGUUUGAGAUUGACGGGUCCUUCGAUCACCUGCACAAGCUCCAGAGACUCAACAUGGCCUUCAACUACCUGCCCUGCCUGGUGCACUUCCACAUGACCCAGCUGGUGGUCCUCAACGCCAGUCACAAUGCCAUUGAGUGGUUCAUAGCCAACCAGGACCUCCAGGAAGUCUUCCAGCUGGAGACCCUGGAUCUCACAGACAACAACCUCCUCUUCUUCCCCUUUCUGCCCACCCACAGCCGCCUGAGGAACCUCCAUCUGUCCCAGAACAGGGUGAGCUUCUACGAACACCUGGCGGACACCGCUGCCUACCCCAACUGGAAAACCAGUGUCCAGUUCUACAACCUGAGGGGCAACAUGAGCAACGUCACGGCCCAGUUGUGGGAUGAGAGCCUGCAUGGGGACAUUUCCUCUCUAGACCUGCUGGAUCUGAGUGGAAAUCAGGUGGGCUACUUCCCCCAAGGGUUCAUCAGCAAAAUGCCAAGCCUGACCAGACUCAGGAUGUGGACAAACUGUCUUGAGGUCUUGAAUCUAACUCUGGAAAAGCUGCCGGGGACGUUGUACGAGUUGGACGUGAGCAACAAUAGGUUGACAGAGCUCCACGCCGACCAAGUUAGUUUGAGGAAGCUAGGCAACCUGAGCUUCCUGAACCUGAGCCAGAAUGACCUGCAGAGUCUACCUGCUCAGCUGUUGUCCUCUCUCACCAGCAUCAGCUCUGUGGAUAUUAGCUACAACAGAGUUGGCGUGUGCCCCCUUGAGGCAGGGGGUGGGGGCAUGGGUGUGGGAAACCAAUCAGACUGUGUCGUUUGGAGAAACAUCAUUUCUCUGAGACAUCUCCGCCUGUCAGGGUGCAACCUGGGGAGGCUGCCAUCAUCAGCGUUCGUAGGGACGCCCCUAACACACCUGGAGCUGUCUAACAAUCCAGAACUCGUCAUCGGGCCCAGAUCGAUAAUAGACCUCAGCAGAACUUUACACCAUCUAGGAUUGGGAAACACAGGCCUGAGACACUUUGACUUCUCUCCUUUCCGCCACUUGAAGUCUUUGAACAUUUCCCGGAACUCUCUUACUCAGCUCCCUGCUUCAUUGCAACGUCUGGAGCUGAGGCUGCUGGACCUGAGGGACAACAAACUGACCACCGUCCCCUCAGCUCAGGCUAACGUGUUAGCCACGAAACUCCACACAGUUUUUCUCAACGGAAACACUUUCAACUGCUGCCAGUUGGACUGGUACAGGACGUUCGAGAGGUCAAAAACUGUCACUAUCAUGGACCUCUCAGAUAUUUCAUGUCUGGAUCUGACCAGAAGGACACACAGAGUGGUGCUUAUAGACUCCCUAAUAUGUGGCGGUGGUGAGGGGGAGUCUGUGUACUGGUACAUCCUGCUGUUUAUCGUACCUGUUCUCUGUCUGGUUGGAAUGUCUGUCAUCUUCCUGCUCACCUUUAGGCCCAGACUGCUUCCCACGGCCAUUAAAAAUAAAUGCUGGAGUCACCUUCCCUGUGUUGUGGAAGAAAAGUCCAAUAAAGAAGACACUGGCCGUGUUGAAAUACCCAUACUAGAGUUCUAAAUAGAAGGCAUUUUUAGGUAUGCGAAAGUAGAACGUUUUAUAGCAAGUGCAAUUACAAAAAAAUGAGUGCUUUAAAUGCCAGAAUGUUAUGUUACUUUUGAGAAAGAUAAUCAUCUUUCCAGGCUCACCUGUGUUUGACAACAGCUGAUAAUGAGAUCAUUAUUUUAUUUAACUAGGCAGGCAAGUCAGUUAAGAACAAAUUCUUAUUUACAAUGACGGCCUACCCUUGCCAAUUCCUGGGCCAAUUGUGCACCGUCCUAUGAGACUCCCAAUCACAGCCAGAUGUAAUACAGCCUGGAUUCGAACCAGGUACUGUAGUGACACCGCUUGCAUUGAGAUGCAGUACCUUAGACCGCUGCGCCACUUGGGAGCCCAAGGGGACGCGCUGUACCAAAAUGAAUGAAUGGCGGGAAUCAAUGCAAUUGCACAUUAGAUGAAUCAUUCUCAGGAUCGAUGAGCCUAGUAUGUUGCUUACUGCAUUUUGUUUAUACUAAACAGUACGUAUGUAGUACGAUUAGUACACAGAAUGUAGUUUUAGUAAGUAGUAGGCAAGACAGAUUUUGGACACAGCCAUAGUCAUAAAUUACAAUUAUGUCAAAGUGUGAUGUUUUGCACAUACAGUAUCAAUACAAUUUCAAGGCAGAAACAAAUGUUUCCUUACAAAGCAAUUGAGUUUAGGUAAUUCAUAAACAAUGUCAUAUUACAUGUGGUGAUAUCUCACAUUGGAAACACUUAAAACGAACAUAUCCUGCUAAACCAGAUUACGAACUGCGUGUUACAAUGUUCAGCAGCAAGUCAACCUUUUUUUGCAUUGUGAUAAUCUGUAUGUGCUACGUGUGGCUGGUUCACACGAUCGCUGCCUCUGGGGGCCUGAAUGUGAGAAUAUGGCUAUACUCCACGUCUUUGUGUGCGUCUGUGUGUGUGCUGUGUGUGCAGAAGUUUUGUGAUGCAAACUGUUGCUAAAAGCAGCGGAGGAAACAUGACAUUUCCUGUUUUGCUGAGAUGUGCAUCAACUGCCCAGUUUUGUAUCUGACUCAGAAAGGACGGGUUGGCGGUUUUCACCUCAAGUCAUAUUUCUGAGGCACAGCUGCAACUCUGGUCACAGGGACCGCAAUUAUGCUGUUCUCUAGUAUUACACCAAUAUGCAUUUGGAUAACUACAUCCUUCAAAUGUACUAUGUGAAUUAUAUAGAGAUAUACCAUGUUUUAUAUUUAUGGUCAGUCCUAUAGAGGAAUACCAUGUUCUAUAAUGAACAAAAAUAUAAAAUGCAACAUGCAACAAUUUCAAAGAUUUUACUGUGUUACAGUUCAUAUAAGGAAAUCAGUCAAUUGCAAUGAAUUCAUUAGGCCCCUAAUCUAUGGAUUUCACAUGACUGGGAAUACAGAUAUGCAUGUGUUGGUCACAAGAUACCUUAGAAAAAAGGUAGGGGCUUGGAUCAGAAAACCAGUCAGUAUCUGGUGUGACACAUCUCCUUCACAUAGAGUUGAUCAGGCUGUUGAUUGUGAAAUGUUGUCCCACUCCACUUCAAUGGGUGUGUGAAGUUACUGGAUAUUGGCGGGAACUGGAACACUGGGUGACAGGUCUAGUGAGUAGGCAGGCAAUUGAAGUACUGAGAAAUGUUCAGCUUUCAGGAAUUGUGUACAGAUCUUUGCGACAUGGGGCCGUGCAUUACCAUGCGGAAAUUUGAGGUGAUCGCGGUGGAUGAAUGGCACGACAAUGGGUCUCAGGAUCUCAUUACGGUAUCUCUGUGCAUUCAAAUUAGCAUAGAUAAAAUGUAAUUGUGUUCGUUGUCUGUAGCUUAUGCCUGCCUAUACCAUAACCCCACCGCCACCAUGGGGCAUUCUGUUCACAAUGUUAACAUCAGCAAACCGCUCACCCACACGAUGCCAUACACGUGGUCUAUGGUUGUGAGGCUGGUUGGACGUACUGACAAAUUCUCUAAAACAACGUCAGAGGCGGCUUAUGGUAGAGAAAUUAACAUUCAAUUCUCUGGCAACAGCUUUGGUGGACAUUCCUGCAGUCAGCAUGCCAAUUCCACGCUCCCUUGAGAUAUCUGUAGUAUUGUGUUGUGUGGCAUUUAAUUGUCCCAAGCACAAGGUGCACCUGUGUAAAGAUCAUGCUGUUUAAUCAGCAUCUUGAUAUGCCACACCUGUCAGGUGGAUGGAUUUUCUUGACAGGGAUGUAAACAAAUUUGUGCAUACAAUUAGAUUUUUCUUUUUUUUUCAGCUCAUGAAACGUGGGACCAACACUUUACAUGUUGCGUUUAUAUUUUUGUUUAAUGUAUGUCCUGCCCUAUGAACACCUCUGGUUAUGUAUUUAAACAAGUAUUGUGCUUUUACUGUUUAAAACUGCUCUGUGACAAUCACUAUGCUCCAAUACAAAUAAACCCUGCCCAAAGUCAAGCACCAA
Messenger RNA from Salmo salar (Atlantic salmon), 4921 nucleotides. NCBI's taxonomy places the organism in Eukaryota, Metazoa, Chordata, Actinopteri, Salmoniformes, Salmonidae. The record is from RefSeq and is a predicted model, not a curated record.